AAGACGGAGAAAUCUGGAGUCGCUACUGGCGCGUGCCAUCUUGACGGACGCCUUGACUGGAGUAUCGUAAACAGCUUUGGUUUUCGCUGCAUACUGUGUAACGGGGGAUCAUGUCUAAGCGCCGGAUUGAAGUUGUGGACCCUUACGUAAAACGAAGAGCAGAUGGCUCAACAACGUCAAAUAACAUCCCAACGACUACAGCAUCUACAGCGACCAAGAGUCAAGUACAAUUCAACCCAUAUAACAUGUUGCCCUAUACGCAAAAAUAUUAUGAUCUUUAUAAGAAGAGGAUAACUCUACCUGUCUUUGAGUACCGUGCUGAUUUUAUGAGAUUAUUGAACCAGCAUCAGUGUAUUGUUCUCGUUGGUGAGACAGGUUCUGGCAAAACUACACAGAUACCACAAUGGUGUGUAGAAUACUCAAGAGGUAUUGGAAACAAAGGAGUUGCAUGUACACAACCAAGGAGAGUCGCGGCAAUGAGUGUGGCACAAAGAGUUUCAGAGGAAAUGGAUGUUGCCUUAGGUCAAGAAGUAGGAUUUAGUAUUCGUUUUGAAGAUUGUAGCACUGCAAAAACUGUGUUGAAGUAUAUGACUGAUGGUAUGUUACUUCGUGAAGGCAUGUCUGACCCUAUGCUGGAUGCAUAUCAAGUGAUACUACUCGAUGAAGCUCAUGAAAGAACAUUAGCUACUGACUUACUCAUGGGUGUUUUAAAAGAAGUGAUUAAGCAGAGGCCAGAUCUGAAGCUUGUGAUCAUGAGUGCUACUUUGGAUGCUGGAAAAUUUCAACAAUACUUUGACAAUGCACCUCUUAUGAAUGUACCUGGUAGAACUCAUCCAGUUGAAAUAUUUUAUACACCAGAGCCGGAAAGGGAUUAUUUAGAAGCUGCGAUCAGAACGGUCAUUCAAAUUCAGAUGUGCGAAGAAAUUCCAGGGGACUUAUUAUUAUUUUUGACUGGUCAAGAAGAAAUUGAAGAAGCCUGCAAGAGGAUCAAAAGAGAAAUGGACAACUUGGGACCUGAAGUCGGCGAAUUGAAAUGCAUACCAUUAUACUCGACACUACCACCAAAUCUGCAACAAAGAAUAUUUGAACCUGCUCCAUUCACUAAACCAAACGGAGCUAUCGGUCGUAAAGUUGUGGUCUCGACCAACAUUGCAGAAACCUCAUUAACUAUCGAUGGUGUCGUUUUUGUAAUAGAUCCAGGUUUUGCCAAGCAAAAAGUGUAUAAUCCAAGAAUUCGUGUAGAAUCUCUUUUAGUGUCACCUAUUAGUAAGGCUUCGGCACAACAAAGAGCUGGCCGAGCUGGAAGAACGAGACCUGGAAAGUGUUUUAGAUUAUACACAGAGAAAGCAUACAAAAAUGAGAUGCAAGAUAACACAUAUCCUGAAAUUUUACGAUCCAACCUUGGCAGUGUUGUAUUACAAUUGAAAAAACUUGGUAUUGACGAUCUGGUACAUUUUGAUUUUAUGGAUCCACCAGCACCUGAAACUCUGAUGAGAGCUUUGGAGCUUUUGAAUUAUCUAGCGGCUCUCGAUGACGACGGCAACUUGACGGAUCUCGGAGCGGUUAUGGCAGAAUUUCCAUUAGAUCCUCAACUGGCUAAAAUGCUUAUAGCAUCUUGCAAUCACAAUUGCAGCAAUGAAAUACUUAGCAUCACUGCUAUGCUUUCAGUCCCACAGUGCUUUGUGAGACCAAACGAAUCAAAGAAGGCUGCGGAUGACGCAAAAAUGAAAUUUGCACAUAUUGAUGGUGAUCACCUCACGCUACUCAACGUGUACCAUUCCUUUAAACAACAUCUGGAUGAUGUUCAAUGGUGUUAUGAUAAUUAUGUAAAUUAUCGAUCGUUGAAAAGCGGAGACAAUGUAAGACAACAGUUGAGCAGAAUAAUGGACAGAUUUGUAUUAAAACGUACUUCAACUGACUUUAAUUCAAAAGAUUAUUAUAUUAACAUCAGGAAAGCUCUUGUUAAUGGUUUCUUCAUGCAGGUAGCACAUUUAGAAAGAACAGGUCAUUAUCUCACUAUUAAAGAUAAUCAAAUAGUACAACUUCAUCCCAGUAGUUGUUUGGAUCAUAAACCAGAAUGGGUUAUUUAUAAUGAAUUUGUGCUCACUACUAAAAAUUACAUCAGAACAGUCACCGACAUCAAACCUGAUUGGUUGCUCAUGAUAGCACCACAGUAUUACGAUCUACAGAACUUCCCUCAAUGCGAAGCAAAAAGACAACUGGAAGUAAUACAGGCGAAACUAGAUUCAAAGCAGUAUCAAGAAGGCUUCUAACCUCUAUAUAUCUUAGAUACAUCUUUGGAAAUCGUGAAUUAUCGAUGCUCAGUCAGUCCGCUUUUGUCAUAGCCAAUGGCACACGACUUUUUCACGUAUCAAAGCCACAUCACAUUGAAACAUUGUAAGACACAAUGCAAAGAGACACUUUCAAUCCUUUAAGACACUAAAGAGAGAAAGAAUAUUAAAAUGUUUAUAUUAAAACAUUUUAUUUUAUUUUUUGUACAAGCUUUAAUGCCAGCUUUUAUGCUGUAAAAAAAUUAAAUAUUUGAAUAUUUUCAACGCUUAAACCAAGAGAAAAUGGAGUACUGGGCGAUUUAUUAGCCCGAAAUACAGAAAAAUAUGCUUAAUCUUUCGAUGAAUGAUUAUUUAUGUACUAUUAAGAAGAGAUUUAGACAUUAAGUAAUUUUAUCAGUGGGAUUUCUUGAAAUCAAUGCGUACACACAUUCGGAAUAUCUCGCUAGUUAUAGAUUAAUUUUU
This is a messenger RNA of Harpegnathos saltator (Jerdon's jumping ant), 2753 nucleotides long. RefSeq names its product DEAH-box helicase 15 (gene Dhx15). The transcript has 9 exons. Bases 111 to 2273 code for a protein of 720 amino acids. NCBI's taxonomy places the organism in Eukaryota, Metazoa, Arthropoda, Insecta, Hymenoptera, Formicidae. Gene Ontology annotation, cellular component: spliceosomal complex; intracellular anatomical structure. The record is from RefSeq and is a predicted model, not a curated record. Gene Ontology annotation, molecular function: RNA helicase activity; RNA binding; ATP binding.